AUGGCCAGCGUAAGCCAGGAUGCAGAGCCCGCGGCCGCCGGCCAUGCGACUCCAGCGCCACCAACGAGCACAGCAGCGGCUGAAACCACGGCGGCGGUUGCUGUACUAGAAGUCGACGACUUUGGCCUGCCGAUCAAGAAGUACAUAACGCCGGUGGCAGAGCCCGCAGACUCGGAUGCCCAGGAUGCGACAGACGAUGCGAAUACGGGCAGCGAGACCCGGAAUGGGACACACGAAGCUCAAGCAAACGACGAAGAGGCAAAGGAAGCUGCUGAUAAUAAGAGCGGACACACGUCAGGCGGCGAUACUGUAGAUGCCGAACCCAAAGAUGCCGAAGAAGCGAGAGCUGCGGCCACUUCGCCCAUACAACGGGAGACCACGACAGAGACAGUCCAUAAGGAACCCUCGAGUCCAUCGAUAGAUGCUUGGAAAUCGGACCCUGUUUCACCAUCUCCAGCAAAGGAUGCUCCAGCAGCUGCAGUACCUUCUACACCAAAGACCCCCAACAACACCACCGGAUGGGGCGACAAGUAUGCCCAGGCAAAAUCGCCCGAGGGAUCAAACCAGACACACAGACGAGACAUAAGCUUCUCGAGUCCCGCUAAUGGAAAGGGUAUCUCGGAAUACUCUCAUCAGCACGUUUUGAUGCAACCAGAAGAACAUGGUGACAAGCCGAAAGAGGACGAUGAUGGCGGCUGGCAGGAGAUGCCAUCCUAUGCCAGGUAUGACAUGUAUGACGACGACGACCGGUUAAUUGCUCGAGAGCAUGAUGCAGAUGAGGACGAAACUUAUGGCUAUGCGGGGCUCGGAGGCGCUGGCAAGGGAUAUACACGCGUUAUCAUGGAUGAAGAUGCCGAGUCGGCAACGAGCAUGGACGAACACACACAGUACUUAUUCAAGGACCCUAAGGGCACGAGCAUGGGCGAAGAUGACGAGGCUAGAGACGCCGUGUCCCAGAUGCAGGCUACAAAAGACCUUCUCACCGAAGGCCAGAGGAUUGCAUACGUUGGUGUUGUUCGCCUGGAAAUUGUAAACCUAGUGAAAGAAGCCGAGCUGGAAAUCACAAGAGGUGCCAAAAGGCAGGUCGUCAUGGGCGCCGAAGCAGUCAAGAUGUGGGGUCAAAAGAUGAUGAUUCGGCUCUACGCUCACAUGGACAUUAGUGAUGCGGAGCAAAUCAUGAUUGAGCAGCUUGCCGCCCACGGCGUCAUGGCUCAAGACCUCACACCUGCUCUGCUCGCCAACUCUCGAGUUUCAAACCCCAUGGCUGAAGAGAAGAGCGUCGGGUCACCCGGGACACCGAAGUCUGGCCGCUACCCGCCGUCAUACACAGAGGAAGAUGAGAAGCCUGCUGAGAUGCCGCCACCGUAUGAAACGCAUAUUGGUGAGGAAUUGCCAGAGGUUAAGACGCCGUCACAGAUGCCGACAACAGAGAAAAUCGACAUUGACCUGCGAUGGACCAUUCUCUGUGAUUUAUUCUUGAUACUCAUUGCAGACUCAAUAUAUGAUGCGCGGUCAAGAACCUUGCUUGAGCGGGUCGCCAAGAGCUUGGACAUCUCAUGGAUCGACAUUUGCAAGUUUGAAAAGAGAGUGACGGAUGCGCUGGAGAUACAGCAGGCAGCUGAAAAGGAAAACUGGAACGAAGAAGAGCACAUGGAGCACCGGAGAAAGAUGGCCCUGAAGAAGAGAUAUAUCAUGAUGGGCCUGGCCACCGUGGGAGGCGGUCUUGUUAUUGGUCUCUCGGCCGGUCUACUUGCCCCUGUCAUUGGAGCUGGCUUGGCAGCCGGCUUUACAACUAUCGGAGUCACAGGUACAAGUAGUUUUCUGGCUGGAGCAGGAGGAGCAGCCAUCAUCACGUCUAGCGCAGCGGCCUCAGGAGGGAUCAUUGGUGGCAGGGCAGCCGGUCGCCGAACCGGCGCUGUCAAGACCUUUGAGUAUCGGCCGCUACACAACAACAAACGUGUCAAUCUUAUUGUCACGGUGUCGGGCUGGCUGACGGGAAAAGUCGAUGACGUCCGCUUACCGUUCAGUACGGUUGAUCCUAUAAUGGGUGAUAUGUAUUCGGUAUUGUGGGAACCAGAAAUGCUUCGUAGUAUGGGCGAUACUAUUAACAUUCUGGCUACUGAGGCACUUACUCAAGGUCUGCAGCAAGUCCUGGGCAGCACAAUUCUUGUCAGUUUGAUGGCAGCUAUCCAGCUUCCUGUGGUUUUGACUAAACUCUCCUACCUCAUUGACAACCCCUGGGCAGUAUCCCUGGACCGUGCAACAGCCGCAGGUCUUAUUCUGGCCGAUUCGCUGAUAGAACGAAGCUUGGGCACACGACCCAUUACUCUUGUCGGAUAUUCACUUGGUGCUCGCGUCAUCUUCUCCUGUUUGAGAGAGCUUGCGAGAAAGGGCGCAUAUGGACUUGUCCAAAAUGUGUACAUCUUUGGAUCACCAAUCGUGGUGAGCAAGGAUGAAUUCCUCAAGGCACGAUCAGUGGUUUCAGGCCGCUUUGUAAGCGGGUAUAACCGCAGUGACUGGAUUCUCGGCUACCUCUUCCGGUUGACAAAUGGAGGCAUCAGGAAAGUCGCCGGACUGGGUCCCCUGACCGACUGCCCGUGGAUUGAAAGCAUUGACGUGACAGACCUCGUGGCCGGCCACAUGGAGUAUCGUAAGGCCAUGCCAUCUCUUCUCAUCAGAUGCGGGUGGCUCGUUAGCAGCGAGGAGUUUUCGGAAAUUGAAGACCCAGAUCCCGAUGAUCAUCAAGGACGACAACGAGAGCUCAUCAAUGAGAUUGAAGAAGCGCGCAGAGAGCUAGAGAAGGAGGGCAAAGCAGAGAAGAGGGGAAGCAAGUUUGGAAUAUUCGGCCGGCGCAAGAAGGGAGAACGGCAGGAAUGGGAGAUUUACGAAGAUUCAGGCAAGGGCCCAGCCAAGGAUGAAAAGAAGACUGAAGGCAGCGAUGGCAGCAAUUACGGCGUGCUGUUUGACAUUGACGCCAUCCGAGCGGAGCUGGCCAAGGAGGCCGAGAAUGAUGGCGGGGAGGAGAUUCAAGUGAAGGAAAUCAAGUCGACGCUUCCACCGAUGAAACUCGACUACUCGCCAGUGACUUCUCCAAGUACGCCGGUGCGAGGAGCGACCCUGGGGCCACGGGACUCAUGGCAGACGUCAAAGAGCGCCGAAGUAUUACCAAUACGUUCCUCGAACGGUGGUUACAGCCCGCGUGAGCCGCCGGCAACGACGACGACGCUAGGAACGCCCGCAGCACAAUCGCCAGCAUUACGAUCGCCGUAUCACUAUGAGCCGAACCCGCACGAAGAGGAGGAGAUCUCCAUGACGUUUGACACAUCUUUCCACGAGCCUGUUGCCCGGCGCCACUCUGCGUUUGAUGAAGGGCCAAGUAGGCCGGAAAUUAAGACGACGAAUACGCUACCAACUGCACCAAAUGUUCCAAAUCCAUGGAAUGAUUUGGAUGAUGAUGAGUUUGGCAAGGAGCAAGAGAUUUCCAUGACGUUUGCGUAA
This is a messenger RNA of Trichoderma gamsii, 3498 nucleotides long. RefSeq lists its product as hypothetical. Bases 1 to 3498 code for a protein of 1165 amino acids. The transcript is spliced from 2 exons. The record is from RefSeq and is a predicted model, not a curated record. NCBI's taxonomy places the organism in Eukaryota, Fungi, Ascomycota, Sordariomycetes, Hypocreales, Hypocreaceae.